Pantherophis guttatus is the source of this 2637-nucleotide messenger RNA. The record is from RefSeq and is a predicted model, not a curated record. NCBI's taxonomy places the organism in Eukaryota, Metazoa, Chordata, Lepidosauria, Squamata, Colubridae.
GGCCGGUGGCGCAGGCGUGAUUGUUUUGCAGCCGCGCGUUUGAAUUGCAGAGGAGGGGAGCCCUGCAGUGGCCAUGGGGCUGAAAAGUACCCAGAAGGCCUUAUUCCCUUUGCGCUCCGUCUCCGACGUGGUGCGCCUCUUCGAACUGGAACUCCACCGGGAGCAGCCGGAUCUGGUACUCCUUUCUCUGGUGUUGGGCUUCGUGGAGCACUUCCUGGCCGUCAACCGAGUUCUUCCCACCAACGUUCCCGGCAUCAGCUUCGAGCCGGCUCAGGGCCCCGAAAGCCUCACCUACUUCCCCGUGGCUGACUUGAGCAUCGUGGGCGCCCUGCAUGCCCGCUUCACCGCCCAGAUCCGAGGUGCCGUAGAUCUCUCGCUCUACCCCCGGCCGGAUGGUUACUCCUCCCGGGAACUGGUCAAGAAAGUCUCGGACGUUAUCUGGAACAGCCUGAGCCGUUCUUAUUUCAAGGACCGAGCCCACAUCCAGUCGCUGUUCAGCUUCAUCACAGGUACCAAGUUGGACAGUUCUGGGGUGGCCUUUGCGGUGGUCGGCGCAUGCCAGGCCCUGGGGCUCUAUGAUGUGCACCUGGCACUCUCGGAAGAUCACGCGUGGGUCGUGUUUGGGAAAGACGGGGAGCAGACGGCCGAGGUCACGUGGCACGGGAAAGGCAAUGAGGACCGGCGUGGGCAGACGGUCAACUCGGGCGUGGCCGAGCGGAGCUGGCUCUACCUGAAGGGCUCCUACCUGCGUUGCACUCGGCAAAUGGAAGUUGCUUUCAUGGUCUGUGCCAUCAACCCCUCCAUUGACCUGCACUCCGACAGCCUGGAGUUGUUGCAGCUCCAGCAGAUGGGUGGACUUCAAGACAUGCACCAUUUGGAGAGGUAUCCCAUGGCUUUGGGGAAUCUGGCUGAUCUCGAAGAACUCGAACCCACCCCGGGCCGUCCUGACCCUCUCUUCAUCUACCACCAGGGGAUCAACUCAGCCAAGCAAUAUUACAACAACGAGCACAUUUACCCGUACAUCUACCUGGCCAGCUAUCACUGCCGUAACAAAAAUGUCAAGGAAGCCCUGGAGGCGUGGGCUGACUCGGCUACCGUCAUUCAAGAUUACAACUACUGCCGAGAGGAUGAAGAGAUUUAUAAGGAAUUCUUUGACGUGGCCAAUGACGUCGUUCCCAAUUUGCUCAAGGAAGUGGCCAGCCUUGCGGACUCUAUAGAAGAGAAGGGAGCUGGGGAAAGAGGAGAGGCUUCGCCAUCUCAAACGGGAGGCUCGGCGUUGCAGGACCCCGAGUGCUUCGUCCACCUCCUGCGCUUCUACGACGGCAUCUGCAAGUGGGAAGAGGGCAGCCCCACGCCCGUCCUUCACGUGGGCUGGGCCACCUUCCUGGUCCAGUCCCUCAGCCGCUUCGAUGGGACGGUGCGGCAAAAGGUGACGCUGGUGAGCCGGGACCUGGAUGCGAACGACGACGACGACCAAGGCAGUGAGGAUCCCCGGGAAGGCCGGCGGCGGGGUCCUCGCCGAGAAUCCAAGCCAGAAGAGCCUCCUCUGGCCAAGAAGGCCACAGAACGUCGACGUCCAAGCACCACCCAGCGAUCCGAGAGGCCGCUUCCGGAGAAGGAAGAGGGUCUCAGCAGCAGCUCCAGCCCCCGCCCCGAAGGCCUCAUCCUCACUUUCCAGAGUGAGAAAAUGAAAGGCAUGAAGGAACUCCUGGUAGCGGCCAAGAUCAACUCCAGCGCCAUCAAACUGCAGCUCACGGCCCAGUCGCAGGUCCAGCUGAAAAAGCAGAAGGUUUCCGCUCCUCGGACAUACGCCCUGUCCUUCCUCAAGCGACCACGGAAGUCCCUCUGAUCCCCGAGCGAAGCCGGACGAGAAAAACUUUCUGAUUUCUUGGCAAAAGUUUGCUCGAGUUCUCUCUUCCUCCAGUUUUCCUCUGGCCAACAUUUUGAGAAGACCUGAUGAUCAUCUUCAGCUCUUGGCUGGUUGGCUCAGAAAUUCUGCUUUUAAAGGUGGAUUUUGACUCCUGUCAGGAAGAGCUUAAUUUGGACGGAUCCGGAGAUAAAACACAACAGCCUGGAGGUUGGGUAGCGUUAGGGACAAAAAAAAACCCCGGAGACUUGAAAUGAGAUUGAACUGUGCAAAAGGACUUGUUGAACAUUUUUUUUUUAACCUCUCUCUCUUAGUCUCCUGUUUGCAAACGGGACGUGGGAUAAUUCCGUGUUUCUCAUGACCAGGCGGGUAUAAAUCUUUUUUUUAACUGAACGACUGAUGAUCCUAACACGGCUGAAUAUCAAAAGAUUUGUUAUUUAAAAAACAAACAUGUGUGGUAUUAAUGUCGUAACACACCAGCGACCGGUUUGUUGAAGGCAUAAAAGCAAGAACAAGACGGAACUAAUAGGGAUGCACAGACAAAUCGUCCCGAGUGACGGCUAACAAUUAAAAAAAAUUUUUUUUUAAAAAAAAUCCAGGUGUGAUCAUCCCAUGAAGAUUAUCUUUUAUGAUAAAAGAAAUAUUUCCACAAGAUCUGAGCCGGAGGUUUGGUUCUGCGCUUGUAUUAGGAGUUUGAAGAAUUUUUCGUAGACGUUUGCGGAGACAGAAUUAAUAAAUUUUAAGGUUCUCUUUUGUUAUAGAAAGGAAAA